AUGGAAAACAAGGUCAAGGUUCCCCGUAGCCGCAUCCUCGCCUAUCCACGCUUUCAUACCGUGAAUGGUGGGCGUGGUCGCUCUCUUAGACCACGUGACCUUCACUACGUUCCGGGAGUGUUAGCUCGAGUGGCUCAGCAACAAUGCCAACGUGACUAUAAUUUAUGUGUGGGCACUAAGCGUGUUUUGUCUGCCAAGGAAAGCUGUGUUCCUGAGGUUGGGGGCAACGCCCGCUGUGCUCGGCGAUCCUCGGCCGCCCCUGCCCCGCCGCCGUCAGGAAGAUGUCGGGGCCCUCGGGCGGCGUCCUCGCCGUGGGACACCUCGCGGCCGCGCCGGCAGGAGGCUCCAAGGGCGCCCUCGGCGAGGCCGGGACGCGGGCGGCGACGACCCGGCCAGAGACGGGGAGGAGGGCGGGCGCAGGAGGGGGGGGAGGCCCCCGGCCAGAACGACGCGAGCAGCGUGUACACCAGCAGCAGUUACGCCGCCAGCAGAGGCCUCCGCCGCCCCUCCGCCGGCAGGACGGCGGCCAACCCUCCCCAGGUGGCGCACCCCGUGCCGCCGCCCAGGUCCAAGGCCGGCUUGUCCAUCGUCGCCGGAGUUGCUGCGCCGGGCAUCAUGAAGUCCUCCUCGGAGAUCUUCCUUUCCUCGACGGCGCUUCCCCCCACCAAGGGCAUCCUCAAGUCCUCCUCGGGCGUCCUCCGCCCCGGCGCGUCGGGGGCGCCCCUGUCGCGCUCCGCGUCGGGCGGCGUGGUGGCGUCGACGGCGCGGGUCAACUUCAGCAGCACCGUCAGUCACAUAGAAAGCUCUCCCCCGAGCUCCCCGACGGAGCCGCCCUUCGGUAUGUCUGUAGCAGCCUUGAGUAGCCCGCCUUCCGGCCCGAGUAAAGUAGAUCUAUCCUUUAGGCAGGCCAGCCAGCCUGCACCGGCAGUAGCGACCUCUAGCACUUCUCCGGCCUCUUCUUGCUCCUCCCAUGCCUGCGCUGCAGCGGCCGCGGCCUCCUCGCGGCCUCCGUCCCCGCCGCCGCCGCCGCUGGCCCCUCCACGCACGAGGCCUCGCGGGGCCAAGGCUGCCGGUAAGUGCCUCAAGGUGUUCCUCGAUCAGCUUCCUGCUGCUGCAACCAGCGCGGAACAGGACACGUAG
Molecule: messenger RNA, 1140 nt
Organism: Penaeus vannamei (Pacific white shrimp)
Lineage: Eukaryota; Metazoa; Arthropoda; Malacostraca; Decapoda; Penaeidae
Source: RefSeq, a predicted model, not a curated record